AUUAAUUGUUAUCCAGUGCAUAAAGUGCAGUGACUGGAAUAGGGACGCGGUCCCCAUUUUCUCAAUGUAACGUUAAUCACUGUGUUGACGUUGUCAUUUUCUUCUUUGUGUUUCUCGGCCGAAAAUUAAUGGAAAACUAAUCUGGUGGUUUUCAUUCCACAAGUUGAUGGAAUCCCCAUCGCCCCUUACAUUAGGAUCCGAUCAUGGCAGACACUGGAGUCGAUAACGAAGCGGAUUCGGGCAGUGCAAUCGUCCAAGAUGGGCUAACACUACAGGAUGACGAAACCGAACAGAAUGACGCAGAACCAGUGACCGGUUCGAAUACCAAUUACGAUUCGGGUGACGGGAACCACAGAUGUGAUAGAUGCGACUUCGAAGCCGUAAAUCAAGUAGCGUUAACCGCCCACAUAAAUCAAACUCACAGCGUUAACAUGAAAGCGGAGAACGAGGUGAAGAUGGAAGUGGAAAAUAAUAACCCGCCUGCCGAUCGACUGCAUCGUAAAAUGUUCGAGUGUGACGUGUGCAAUAUGAAGUUUUCUAACGGGGCCAAUAUGAGAAGGCACAAGAUGCGGCAUACAGGUGUUAAACCGUACGAGUGCCGCGUCUGCCAGAAGAGGUUUUUUAGGAAAGAUCAUCUCGCCGAACACUUUACGACGCACACAAAAACGCUGCCCUAUCAUUGUCCCAUUUGUAAUCGUGGUUUUCAAAGGCAGAUCGCUAUGCGGGCUCACUUUCAAAAUGAGCAUGUCGGACAACACGAUCUUGUCAAGUCUUGCCCUCUAUGCAGCUAUCGUGCUGGAUCAAUGAAGAGUCUACGAGUACAUUUUUUUAAUAG
This is a messenger RNA of Photinus pyralis (common eastern firefly), 835 nucleotides long. RefSeq names its product zinc finger protein 782-like. The record is from RefSeq and is a predicted model, not a curated record. Gene Ontology annotation, molecular function: DNA-binding transcription factor activity; RNA polymerase II cis-regulatory region sequence-specific DNA binding. Gene Ontology annotation, biological process: regulation of transcription by RNA polymerase II. NCBI's taxonomy places the organism in Eukaryota, Metazoa, Arthropoda, Insecta, Coleoptera, Lampyridae.